CUCCUGCGAGACUACGUCGCCGCGGACUGGACGAUGAUGCUCGCCGUCGCGACGCUCAACCUGUGCGGCGUCAUCACGCUCGCCGAAUCCCUCGCCGGGUUCGCGAACGAGGGAUUGCUCACGGUCGGCGCGCUGUUCGUCGUCGCGGCGGGGAUCAGCGCGACGGGGGGGCUGGACUGGUACAUGGGGAAGGUGCUGGGGAAGCCGCGAACCCCGGCGGGGGCGCAGUUGCGAUUGAUGCUGCCGAUCGCGUGCGUGAGUGGAUUUUUGAAUAACACGCCCGUGGUGGCGGUGAUGAUACCGAUCGUGCUGCGAUGGGCCGAGGCCACGGGAAUGGCGAAGGAGCAGUUGAUGAUUCCGUUGUCGUUCGCGAGCGUGCUCGGCGGCACGUGCACGCUCAUCGGAACGUCGACGAAUUUAGUGGUGCAGGGAAUGGUGGAGACGUGGACGCGCGAGCACGCGGGGCGAGGGGGGGAGGUGAAGAUCGGUCUGUUUGAUCUCGGGCUGUACGGCGUGCCCGUGGCGUUGGCGGGGAUAGCGUACGUGUUGCUGGCGUCGCCGUUUUUGUUGCCAAAAGGCGCGCGGCGAAUCGGAAGCGGACCGAGGGAUCAACGGCGCGGAGAGGACGAAGAGGAUUUACUCGUCGGUGCGCGCGUCGAGGGGUGGUCGCCCGCGGUCGGGCACACGGUCGCCGCGAGCGGAUUGCGAGGUUUGCCGGGAUUGUACCUGGUGAGCGUGCGCAGAAACCAAGCGUUGUUGCGCGCCAUCGGACCAGAGUUCAUCCUGAACCAGGGCGAUAUUUUGUAUUUUACCGGGAUGAUCGAGUCGCUCGGGAAGGUUCUUCGUCGGGUUCCGGGGCUGGCGCCGUACUCGAGCGACCAAGUGGACAAGCUCGAAAUCUCCAGUCACGACCGUCGAUUGAUUCAAGCCGUGGUCGCGAAAACUGGAGAUUUGGUCGGUAAGUCUAUUCGAGACAUCAAAUUUCGCACGCGAUUCAACGCAGUCGUCAUCGCCGUCCAUCGCGAGGGCGCGCGCGUGCACUCAAGAAUUGGCGACGUCGUCUUGCACCCCGGCGACGUGCUUUUACUCGACGCCGGUGAAGAUUUCAAACAAAGCGCCCGGGCGCAGGGCGCGUUCGCUCUGAUCAGUGUUUUGGACGAUUCUACGCCCCCUCGUUUGCGAUUACUCAUCCCCUCGCUCUUGUGCGCGCUGGCAAUGAUUAGUUUGUACACCGCCGGCGUCAUGGAGCUCUUCACCGCCGCGGUGCUCGCGGCGGCUGUGAUGAUCGCCUCUGGCACUCUGACGCAGCAAGAGGCUCGAAACGCCAUAAAAUGGGACGUCAUAGUCACCAUCGCCGGUGCUUUUGGAAUUUCGCGCGCCAUGCAAAACAGUGGCGUCGCCGAAGCCGUGGCGAAGAAACUCGUCGCGUUGGGUCGCGUCACGAACACGGGUGAAAUCGGCUUGCUCGUCGCCGUCUACCUCGCCACGUUCUUGAUCUCCAACAUCGUGACGAACAACGCCGCCGCGGCUUUGAUGCUUCCCAUCGCCGCCAGCGCCGCGGAAUCUGAAAACAUCGCGCUCGAAAAGAUGGCCUUCUUACUCAUGCUCGCCGCCUCGGCGUCCUUCAUGUCGCCCUUCGGAUACCAAACCAACCUCAUGGUGUACGGCCCGGGCGGCUACGUGUUCGCCGACUUUAUCAAAUUUGGUUUCCCCAUGCAGAUCACGCUCUUGAUCGUCAGUAUCGUCGUC
This is a messenger RNA of Ostreococcus lucimarinus CCE9901, 1749 nucleotides long. RefSeq names its product DASS family transporter: sodium ion/sulfate. The record is from RefSeq and is a predicted model, not a curated record. Gene Ontology annotation, molecular function: monoatomic cation transmembrane transporter activity. Gene Ontology annotation, cellular component: plasma membrane. Gene Ontology annotation, biological process: potassium ion transport; transmembrane transport. Lineage: Eukaryota; Viridiplantae; Chlorophyta; Mamiellophyceae; Mamiellales; Bathycoccaceae. The annotation marks the transcript as partial. The transcript has 2 exons.